GACCUGAAGCCCCCCUCCCCGUACCACCACGCUCUCCUGGCCCGCGGGCCGCUCUUCUUCCCGCCGUACCGGCCGUCCGCGGCCGAGGACCUGAGCAGGGCGGCCAGGGUGGCCACCAGGGAGAGCACCUGUGCGCUGAAGACCUGGCUCAGCGAGCACCUGAAGAACCCGUACCCCACCAAGGGGGAGAAGAUCAUGCUGGCCAUCAUCACCAAGAUGAGCCUGACCCAGGUCUCCACCUGGUUCGCCAACGCGCGGCGCCGCCUGAAGAAGGAGAACCGGCUCAGCUGGGCCUCCAGGCCCAAGUCGGACGAGGAGGAUGAGGAGGGAGACAGUGAUGAAGACAAGUGUCACCAGGAGGAGGAGCUUCAGAGUGAGCGUGCAGCUGCAGUGGAACAGGCUGGGAGCGUGUCGGACAGCUCUGCRCGUGCACAGGUGCGUUUGGAGACUCCACAGGUGCAGCAGAGCGCGGGUCAGGGGGUCCAGGAGGACCAUGGACCCCGKGAGAAGGAUUCUGAUGUGACACCUUCAGCCCCGGAGAGUAAAAACACCGUCAGCCAGAAACCCAAGAUCUGGUCCCUGGCAGAAACGGCCACCUCAGAGACCCCAAAGGGACCUGUGGAGCGGGGUCCUCUGCCCCACGGGACGCUGUGGGCAGACUGGGCCUCACGAGCCGGACUCCUUAUUCCAGCUUAUUCCAGCCAUCAGGAACUAAUCUGAGCUGAUUUUCUGACAGAGACUUGGUGAAAACUUCAGCUGCACUUUAAACCUUCAGACCUCACAGACUUCCUGCAGCCUGGAAGGAAAUGAGACCAAAAACCUGAGGAAGUCCUGGUGCAUCUCAGUGACCCAGGUCCAAACUUAUCAAACAGAAACAAUCAGUAGGUCCUCUGGAUGGUUCUUCUUUAGUGAAACGUUUCAUCUCUCCUCCAAGAGAC
This is a messenger RNA of Austrofundulus limnaeus, 938 nucleotides long. It is a transcript of the gene irx7, whose product is annotated as iroquois homeobox 7. The record is from RefSeq and is a predicted model, not a curated record. Gene Ontology annotation, molecular function: DNA-binding transcription factor activity, RNA polymerase II-specific; RNA polymerase II cis-regulatory region sequence-specific DNA binding. Lineage: Eukaryota; Metazoa; Chordata; Actinopteri; Cyprinodontiformes; Rivulidae. Gene Ontology annotation, cellular component: nucleus. Gene Ontology annotation, biological process: neuron differentiation; regulation of transcription by RNA polymerase II; cell development.